This is a messenger RNA of Trametes versicolor FP-101664 SS1, 1095 nucleotides long. RefSeq lists its product as uncharacterized. The record is from RefSeq and is a predicted model, not a curated record. NCBI's taxonomy places the organism in Eukaryota, Fungi, Basidiomycota, Agaricomycetes, Polyporales, Polyporaceae. The coding region runs from base 1 to 1095 and encodes 364 amino acids. The transcript is spliced from 2 exons.
AUGCUUGAAGCGUCCCCAGAAAUGGAGUUACUGGACGUACAACAGUCGGUCGUCGCGCCCACCGUCUACCGCAAAGCACAUCCAAGGCUGGACGACAGACACUUGGCUGUGACCACCAUCUAUAUGCUCUCGCCGGGACAUAUCGCGCUCAUAUGCACUCAUUUGCGACUUCUAUGCUCAUUAGAGUGCGUCAUUGCGCUCCUGCGAGCCUUCGCAUUCCAGUUCCUCGAAGAGAUUGUUGUCCAAGUCGAGGAUCUCGUGUAUGACAUCCUGUUCAAGUCCUUCGCCCAAGAGCUCGCAUCACGUCCCUUCGCGCGCGAGCGUAUGACCACCAUCGAUCUGCAACUAGGCCAACUCUCGAAUGAGCCGCUAAAUGAAGCGGUCCCCAUAUUCCUCCGCGCGGAGCUCGCCCCGCUCUUCGCCCUCUCCGCCCUCCAAGCUCUGUCUAUCCGCGGACACUGCCACGUGAUACUGGACGACGCGGCCCUCGACGACGUCUCCCGCGCAUGGCCAGGGAUCACCGCGCUAUACCUCGAGCCAGCACGCCGCUCUAAGGAUGCGCUUGUAAUCCGCCUGCACAACCCUGCGUGGCCGCCGGCGACGAUGACCGGUCUGCUCUGCAUCGCCGAGCGGUGCCACCACCUGCGUUCUCUUGGGCUGGCACUCGACCUCACGGCAUUACCAUCCACGUCAGAACUGCGUCGUGCCCUCGAUCGGCUUGCUUCCCAAGAAUCUCUGUGCUCUCUUCGGAGCCUUGCUGUAGGCUGGUCGCCGUUCGGUGACCAUGUACGGCUCGCAUCGAUACUCUCCGCGUGGUUCCCAUCGUUGACCAUGAUCAAGGACGCGCGAAACCAGCCGGUGUUCGGGGAGGAGAUAUGGAAGUCGAUUGGGGAGAGGCCAUUUGGGUACUGCGCGACGGACGAGAAUGAGGACAUACACCGCAGAUGGCAAGAGACGGCAAAACUCGUACCACGCUAUGCGAGGGUGAGGGCCCAGGAACGUGGCGUUGGGCGUUGGGUACACCAUGAGCAUGCAUAUGCGUCGGACAGCGCAAAUGGCAGCCUGCGCACUGUUGAAACGUUGUCUGUGGCGUGA